UUCAGAUCUAUUAUAAUUCUUCGAAGGAAUUGUGGUCAUCUUUUCCUAAAAUACAUCCUGCCAGCCGUAGCUUCUGGACCAGGAAUUGGUGUCGAAGAAGUGAAAGUGAUAAUGCAUAACAGUGUUUUUUGGUGUGUGAUGGUUGUUUGGUAGUGGUAACUGCACUGCGUGUCUCCAAUAAGGCUCGAUUUACAGUUGUUAUAAAAACAGCAGGAAAUUUUUCGUCGAAGACCUUGACAACUUUUUGCAGCGGUGCUGAGCAUAAGUGUAUCGUGAUUUUGUUUCGUCAUAUUUCAGUGAGAUGCGGCCGUUUCAUUGGGAGGAGUAGGAGGAGGAAUGGACCAUGAGCACCUCAAUCAAGGCAGCCUUAACAUAAGUGAUGUCAUUGAAGUCAUCAAGACAACAGAUCCUGAAUUUGUGGACAGUAGUGGUAGGAUGUAUGGUGGUGGUGGCGGCGGCGGUCCUGUGGCGGCAGCCACUAUGGAGGAUGCGCAAAAGGCGGCAGCAUAUGUCAGAAUUGUCGAGCAGCCAGCACCAAAGGCACUUCGCUUCCGGUAUGAGUGUGAGGGACGGUCAGCUGGGAGCAUACCUGGUGUAAAUAGUACGUCAGAAAAUAAGACCUUCCCAACGAUCAAGGUGGAAGGAUACAAGGGUCGUGCUGUUGUGGUAGUGUCCUGUGUGACAAAGGAUCCUCCAUACCGCCCACAUCCUCACAAUUUGGUUGGCAAGGAAGGCUGCAAGCGAGGUGUGUGCACAGUGGAGAUAUCACCUGACAACAUGACUGCCUCUUUCUCCAACCUAGGCAUCCAGUGUGUCAAGAAGAAGGAUAUUGACGAAGCUCUCAAAACUAGGGAAGAGAUUCGUGUGGAUCCUUUUCGCACGGGAUUUGCACAUAGAAGUCAACCAACAAGCAUAGAUCUUAAUGCUGUCCGAUUAUGCUUCCAAGUGUUCCUAGAAGGCAGUGAACGUGGGAAGUUCACCUUUCAGCUGCCACCAGUUGUCUCAGACCCAAUUUAUGAUAAAAAGGCGAUGUCUGACCUAGUUAUCUGCAAACUGAGUGACUGUACUGCAACAGUGGCUGGUGGAAAAGAGAUUAUUCUUCUCUGUGAGAAGGUUGCCAAAGAGGAUAUCCAAGUACGUUUUUUUGAGGAGCAGGGUGGACAGGUUAUGUGGGAAGGAUUUGGUGAGUUCCAGCCGACGCAAGUCCACAAGCAAGUUGCAAUCUGCCUCCGAACGCCACGUUACCGCACACUCGAUGUUGACCGACCUGUACGUGCUCACAUCCAGUUACGUCGGCCCAGUGACGGUGCUACAUCCGAGCCCCUGCCCUUUGAAUUGAUACCUUUGGAAUCAGAUCCAAAGAGAAAGAGGCCAAAAGAGAUGCGUAUACCCGAGGUGGAAAAGGCGAUGCUCCAGCAAUUUGGCAGUGCAAUGUAUGGGUCCUCAGUGCAUCAAUUACCAAUCCAAACGACUGCCCAAGGACUUGAGCAGAAACCUUCACCCCAGCUCCAGAUGCAAAUGCCAGUAUUGCAUCAUCCAACCAUCAAGAGGGAACCAGUAGAAACGGUGACCACACCAGGACCGUCCCCUUACAUGUUUGCUGGUGCUCAAUCACCAAUGUUUGUUGGUACUGUGUCUGCAUCUGCAAGUCCAGCACAUAGUGUAGGACGGACACCAUCACCCAUGGACUAUGUUAUGCCACAGCCACAGCAACAGCAACCUCAACAGCCAUCACCUCACCAGCACCCUCAUCAUCAGCAACAACAGCAGCAGCAGCAGCAGAACUAUCAGAUGGAAGCUAAAUUACAGGAAAUACUGGCAGCUGGUAGGCUGCAGCCAGCACAGUUUCCAUCUCAGGCGCACACUGUGCAGCAUCCAGUACAAGCUCCGGUACAAGUGCCUCAGCAGAGGAUAGCAGAUGUAACCAGUGGUGCUGGAGGUGGCACUGAACUCCUAGACCUGGACAGUCAGCAACUGAGUUUGGGAAACAUCGACUCAGGCGAUUUGGCUAACUUUGGUCUUUUCUACAAUUCACUAUCGGAGAAUCUGUCCAGCAACUUGAACCUCACAGAUGGGGGAGGUGCAGCUGCAAAUACAGAGGCAGCUGGUGGCACUAACAUGACUGACAGCCUGACAAGACUCGCAAACACUACCAUGCAGGACAUUUGCAGUCUGAACAGCAUGUAUAAAGGAACUGGACACUGACAGUCUGCUAAUGCACAAGGUGCAAGCAAGAUCCCUGCAAAUCAUGGAAGUAGGAGAUCUGAGUGGAGAGUAGCCUCCAGCAGAACAGUGAAUGUGUAAGUAGUAACUCCUGUGAGGAUAAUGAGUGUAGCACUAACAAAUGUGGUGGGACGCAACAACGACAUCCAGUCAGUUUGCUGUGCAAUAAAAGAAACUGGACUUCAGUACACCUAGGAAAAGUAAUGACAGAUUAUACAAAUAGAGAACGGUACAGUUCAGACGUAGCAUUUUCUAGUGAAUUCAGGUGCAUCAUUUGUCCAGUUAUGAACCAUCUGCGUCACACCAUGAGAAAUUCGAGAAGUGAUCUCGGUUUGAUGUCGUACAUUAUGUGCAAUGAAAGUUGGCUGUGGAGUGCACUUGGGUCUCCAGUGCUAAGUGCUCUUGAAACUUGUAAAACAAUGUACAAAGCUGGCAGGAAAUGACUAUAUUAAGCAAAUUUGUGUAAAUGUUAUUGAUGAAUGUUGUUUUUAUGAGGCUUUUAUCCGUUGUACAUUUUAUUCAUGUGGACUUUUAUUUGUAUAUUUUAUACAAAAACUUUUAUAGCAGGAAAAACAAAAUACUACUGUUGCUCACUUUUAUUCUGUAAGCCAAUGGCUUACAGUAAACAGUGUACACUGAUUUUAUUUCAGUUGUUGUAUUUGAGUAUAAUAUACACAUUUAAUUUUCAUACUUUCUCUGAUCUCUCAGCCUGGUAUUUAAUUGAUUUUUGUAUCUGCAGUAGUGACUUUGUAUUGAUUUCAUGUAUUUUCUUAUGCACUUUGAAGUACAAGCCAGUUAUACAAACACAGUUAAAAUAAAUGUGACUGCAGAUCCAUUACUUGCAUGAGAAAU
Schistocerca cancellata (South American locust) is the source of this 3075-nucleotide messenger RNA. RefSeq names its product embryonic polarity protein dorsal-like. The transcript is spliced from 12 exons. Gene Ontology annotation, cellular component: nucleus; cytoplasm. The coding region runs from base 337 to 2205 and encodes 622 amino acids. Gene Ontology annotation, molecular function: DNA binding; DNA-binding transcription factor activity. NCBI's taxonomy places the organism in Eukaryota, Metazoa, Arthropoda, Insecta, Orthoptera, Acrididae. The record is from RefSeq and is a predicted model, not a curated record. Gene Ontology annotation, biological process: canonical NF-kappaB signal transduction; response to cytokine; inflammatory response.